AUGUCGGACCUCAAGGAUAUUGAGAUGCCCACCGACACCCAUAAGGAGGCUCCUAUCGCUUUCGAGAUGGACCAUGUGUCUGAGAAGGUCGAUAAUGAGAUCAACGAGGCUGCGAUGGACGCUGAGCUGGCACAGCUUGAGGAGCAGUUGCAGACUCUGCCCAAGUCUCGGUUUGAGGUCACAUUCUCCAAUCCGGCUAUCUAUACCUACAUGCUGGUUGCAUUCGCUUCCAUGGGAGGUCUUCUUUCUGGUCUCGAUCAAUCUCUGAUCAGUGGUGCCAACUUGUCUCUUCCCACUGCUCUGCACCUUAAUUCUAAUCAAGCCAGUCUGGUGAAUGGUGGUAUGCCGCUUGGUGCUGUUGCUGGUGCCCUAUUGCUUUCUCCAUGCAAUGAGUACCUUGGACGUCGCAUGUCUAUCAUUGUCUCUUGCGUUCUGUACACCAUUGGCGCCGGUCUGGAGGCUGGUGCCAUCAACUUUGGUAUGAUAUUUGCUGGCCGUAUGGUUUUGGGUGCCGGUGUUGGUCUGGAGGGUGGUACUGUGCCUGUUUAUGUUGCGGAGUCUGUUCCUAGCAAGAUCCGUGGUAACCUCGUCUCCCUCUACCAACUCAACAUUGCUCUCGGUGAAGUGCUUGGUUAUGCUGUCGCUGCCAUGUUCAUCAGCGUCGAAGGUUCCUGGCGCUACAUUCUUGGCUCAUCCCUCGUUUUCUCGACCAUCCUCUUCGUUGGAAUGCUUUUCCUCCCGGAGAGCCCCCGUUACUUGAUGCUCAAGGGACACGAAAUCGAAGCAUACGGAGUCUGGAAGCGCAUCCGUGGAUUCAACGAUUUUGCCGCCAAGGACGAGUUCCUUGGUAUGCGCCAGGCCGUCCAGGCCGAGUGCGAGGAGCAGUCCCAGACCAAGAAAUAUGCCUGGAUGGACUUCUUCACCAACCCGCGUGCUCGCCGCGCCAUUGUCUACGCCAACAUUAUGAUUUUCCUCGGCCAGUUCACCGGUGUCAACGCCGUCAUGUACUACAUGUCCACUCUCAUGGAGGCCAUCGGUUUCGACGCGAAGACCUCCGUCUUCAUGUCCCUCGUUGGCGGUGCUUCCCUGUUGUUCGGCACCAUUCCUGCUGUCAUGUACAUGGAGCGUUUCGGCCGCCGCUACUGGGCUAAUGCCAUGCUCCCCGGUUUCUUCAUCGGUCUUGUCCUCGUCGGCGUUGGUUACACCAUCGAUUACAACAAGUACCCCGCCGCGGCUCAGGGUAUCUACCUUACUGGUAUCAUCCUAUACAUGGGCUUCUUUGGCUCCUACGCGUGUCUGACCUGGGUCAUUCCCUCGGAGGUCUUCCCCACCUACCUGCGUCACUAUGGCAUGACCACCGCCGACGCUAACCUCUUCCUCUGCUCCUUCAUCGUCACAUUCAACUUCACCCGAAUGAUGAACUCAAUGACCCGUAUCGGUCUCACUCUCGGUUUCUACGGUGGUAUCGCCGUUCUAGGCUGGUUCUACCAGAUUAUCUUCAUGCCCGAGACUAAGAACAAGACUCUUGAGGAGAUCGAUGAGCUCUUCUCGCAGCCUACUUCUGUUAUUGUGAAGCAGAAUAUGAAGCAGACUGCUCAGGUUAUUCGUGAUCUGUCUCACUUCCGUCUGCGGAAGGUUUUCUCCCCUGAGCCUUACUAG
This is a messenger RNA of Penicillium odoratum, 1659 nucleotides long. RefSeq names its product putative MFS sugar transporter. The record is from RefSeq and is a predicted model, not a curated record. Gene Ontology annotation, molecular function: myo-inositol:proton symporter activity. The coding region runs from base 1 to 1659 and encodes 552 amino acids. Gene Ontology annotation, cellular component: membrane. Lineage: Eukaryota; Fungi; Ascomycota; Eurotiomycetes; Eurotiales; Aspergillaceae. Gene Ontology annotation, biological process: transmembrane transport. The transcript is spliced from 2 exons.